Messenger RNA from Nothobranchius furzeri (turquoise killifish), 3533 nucleotides. RefSeq names its product rhombotin-1. Lineage: Eukaryota; Metazoa; Chordata; Actinopteri; Cyprinodontiformes; Nothobranchiidae. Gene Ontology annotation, biological process: positive regulation of transcription by RNA polymerase II. Gene Ontology annotation, cellular component: nucleus. The record is from RefSeq and is a predicted model, not a curated record. Gene Ontology annotation, molecular function: DNA-binding transcription factor binding; transcription coactivator activity.
UUUCAUUCUUGCAGGGGAGAGAGGGAGGGAGCUGAGAGGCUCGGUUUGUGCAGCAGGGCUCAUUUGAGGGGAGCGACUGCAGCUCGAGCAGACACAUACUUAGGCUCUGACAUCAGUCCAGAUAGGAGGACACUCCUCAUCUGAAGAGAUCUGGAUCCAUCCAUUCGGACUGGGCUGCUUCCUCGGCUUGUUCUCAUGGACAACGAGGAGCUGAGGAUCUAAAGUUUGAGUGACUCCAGACUGAUCCCAGUCAUUUACACGCUGCAUCAAGGCUGUCUGCGCUCAUUACAGCGGUGUUAUUCUGCAGGAGGAGAGGGAGUGAGCUUUCUACUGGAGGAUGGUGCUGGACAAGGAGGAGAGUGUGUCCGUCGUGUCCCUCCAGUCCAGAGAGAAGCCCAGAGGCUGUGCUGGCUGUAAUGGGAAAAUCCGGGACCGCUUCAUGCUGCAGGCUCUGGACAGGUUCUGGCAUGAGGACUGUUUGAAGUGUGCCUGCUGUGACUGCCGCCUGGGCCGGGUGGGAUCCACCCUCUACACCCGGGCCAACCUCAUCCUCUGUCGCAGAGAUUACCUGAGGCUCUUUGGGGUGACGGGGAACUGUGCAGCCUGCAGUAAGCUGAUCCCUGCCUUUGAGAUGGUGAUGAGAGCCAGAGACAACGUCUACCAUUUAGACUGCUUUGCCUGUCAGCUCUGCCGUCAGAGAUUUUGCGUGGGAGACAAGUUUUUCCUCAAGAAUAAUAUGAUCCUGUGCCAGCUGGACUAUGAAGGAGGCCAUUUUAAUGGAAGCACUGAGAGGCAGCCACAAUAAGAGAGCCACCUGCACAUCCAGAGAAGGAUCACGACAGGCUAGCUGGACCAUGAAACUCCUAACAGCACGCGCCUCAUCCGCUUCUUACUCAGAACUGAACUCUGCUGAGUUAAAGAAAAAAAAAGCAAAACAAAAAGAAAAGAUUGGACACAUUAGCUUCAGCCCAUGUCUGAACUCUCUCUGCUACAGAGUAGCAUGGGUUGUUCCCUCCACUGAAACACUGAGCUUGUGAUCAACCAGGAAGAGGAACCGAAGGACUGCCUGGUGAAACCAUCAGGAGUGUGUGAUGUGGAAUCUGACCAGAAACAGAGCUAAAUAGUUCUGUUGUGAAACAUUCUCUGGAGUCUGUUUCAGCUAACAUGAUACGGUUUGUAGAUGAUGUGAAGUCAAACGGUGCAAACCCGGAAUCAACUGGCUCAUCUGCUGCAGUAGCAGCAUCCUCCGUCACUGUCAGGUCUUUAAAGGGGCUUCGGAGUAGGCUCCCACCCAGCUGGCCUGACAAAACAUUUACAAAUGUGGUUUUCCUUUACUAACACACACACACACACACACACGCACGCGCGCGCACACACACACACACGCACACACACACACACAGGAAUAAGACCCCACCACGCUCCCAGUGACCUGGAUGUGAUAAACUUGGACAACCUGCUUUACAGAUACUUAAUGACCUUUUACAGUGAAAUCAUGAAUUUAAUCACCAGUAACAUAACAUUUAGAUUAUAACGUGUUUUUUUUUUGUUUUAACAUUUUUGCUAGUUAAUGAUGCUGAAAUCACAAUUCCCUUCUGUAGAAACAUCCAGAAAGUUCAAAAAUAACAGAACAUGUAGGAUGAAACAUUUGAAUCAGCGUGUGCAACUUUACAGUGGACAGUGUUGAACUAGUAGCAUAAUAAUAAUAAUAAUAAUAAUAAUAAUAAUCUGAAACCACCGUUCCUCAACUGAAAGUGGUGAAGUUAAAGCUCUGGGUCACAGGAGAGGUCCUUCCCUAUAGGGGAGUGAAGGAAGCAGGAGAUGGACAGGUGGAUCGGGGCAGGGUCUGUGGUCUAUGGUGGUUCGGGUGUUUGGUGAGAAUGCCUCCUGGAUGCCUCUCAGGGGAGGUGUUUCAGACUUGUCCUGCUGGCAGGAGGCCUCCGGGCUACCUCCAUCACCCAGACCUGGACAAGCAGGGUUGGCGAGCUACAAGGUGCAAUGCAAAAACCAUGCAAUAUUUUAACAGUAAGAAGAAAGGAAAGUAUUUGGUAAAAGGCGUGAGGGUCUGGGCUCUCAUUUACCUGAAAUUAAAAUAAAUCAAUUAGUGAAUGACUAAAACUAUCAAAAUAAAAGCAUGAUGCAGAUAUUGUGAUGGAGACAUGAGGCCAGCUUGAUGGUGCGUGGGUCCCAUGUCAUGGAUGUAUGGCUCCACCCAACCAGCUGUUACCAUGGUAAUAAACCACCAUCCGCCCACUGACCCUUACCCCAUCAUAUCUCAUGGGAGGCCCACAGCAUUCUUAGUCUGAGGAUCUUUCUAGACUUUGCAAGGCCGUGCACCGUUUAGGCUGGUUUGUCACAGUCUCACAACAUCUUCCAUCCCUGCUCUGCUGCACACACCUUACUUCUUUACUGUUUGAGUGUUUCUUAUUUCUGACCUGAGAUGUUCUCAACCAUCAAUCAGAAGGAUCCAUGGCCUCCAGGUCUUGAAUGACAUUAUUGUAAAAGAUGAAGAAUAAAACCUAAAACGGGUUUUUCUCAGUUCUGCGUUGAUGUCUCUGGCUUCGUUUUCACUCUAACGGCUUUGAUUUGGGUUCUAAUUCAGAUUAGCAUUGAAUAAAGUGACUACAGUUCUGAAGAUGAAAUUCCAGCCUUGCUGUUAUGGUUCAUUCUCAAAGCAUACAGAUCUCAUCUCAUCAUUUAUUUAUUUCCAACAUGCCAAUAACAUCACAAUUAACAACAGAAUAUAAAUCAAUAAUAAACCUCACAAGAUAAAUGAAUAAUAAAUCAAGUUGACAUUGUAGGCAUGUUCGAAAGGGAGUGGGCGGAAGCCAAGCGUAUUCAAGCCCACCCCUGUUUUUCACUAAUAGUUUAACCUUCAAUGUGUAGAAAAAACUCUAAUUCAACAACCUUAUGACCAAGAAAAUCAUAACAAUAAUAAUAAUGGUAGUCUAGACAAUUUAACAAUUCUUGUCAAUAUCAUUAUAUAUAUAUUCCCAUACACCUUUACUCACAUCAUCGCCCAUUCUCAUGUGUGAUGUAAUUUAACCAAACUGUUCUUCUGUAGCGUGCUUUAAAAAUCUGAAUAAUUUGACAUUGUUUGUGAUCAGUCUUUAAGUUAUUCCAUAUUUUUAUCCCACACACAGACACUCAAAAGCUUUUACGUGUUGUUCACACCAGUGGUAAUUUAAAUAUUUUAUCUCUCCUUAGGCUACAUGACAGCUCUUUUAUUAUAAAUAGCUUUUGUAAAUUAUUUGGUAGAAGUUUAUUAAAUGCUUUGAAAAGAGUUUGAACUGUUUGAUAUUUAAUUAAAUCCUGUCAUUUUAAUAAUUUUGAUUGUAAAAAAAAGUUGAUUUGUGUGUUCUAAGAAUCCAACCUUAUUUAUGAUACGGACCGCUCUUUGUUGUAAUAUAUAAAGAGGCUGUAAGGAGCAUUGAUAAUUACUCCCCCAUACCUCAGCGCCAUAAGUAAAAUAAGGAAGAACUAAGGAGCAAUACAAUACACGAAGUGUGUUGCAAUCAAUAAAUGACUUGGCU